This is a messenger RNA of Osmerus eperlanus (European smelt), 3656 nucleotides long. It is a transcript of the gene slc32a1, whose product is annotated as solute carrier family 32 member 1. The transcript is spliced from 2 exons. Gene Ontology annotation, biological process: amino acid transmembrane transport. Gene Ontology annotation, molecular function: L-amino acid transmembrane transporter activity. Gene Ontology annotation, cellular component: vacuolar membrane. Bases 732 to 2315 code for a protein of 527 amino acids. NCBI's taxonomy places the organism in Eukaryota, Metazoa, Chordata, Actinopteri, Osmeriformes, Osmeridae. The record is from RefSeq and is a predicted model, not a curated record.
UAGUCCAAAGAGUUGUUGGGGUGUUCUUCAGCUGUGAACACUUAUAUACACGUAAAGUUAUGCAAGUUUCGAAGCCCCCAGAAUGUCAUUGGACGUUAGAAUGAAGCAUUAUAGAUAAUGGGUUGGGGAGGAGACGGGGUAGCGCAAGCGCCUCCCCCAGAAAUGCAGCAAAUCUCGCCCAUUUUAUUGUGUUGGGUGGCUCGCGCGCUGGGUGCUGGAGACGCGCUUUGCAAAGCAGAGUCCUUGCAUUGGCAGGCUGAUGGUGACACGUGCCUCCUCCUCGCCACCCCCAGGCUUCACCGUACCGCAUUGGCAUCAGUAACGGUGACGGAAAACCAACUGUGGAAGCGCUGCCGCUACCUUUCGAAACAAACCGUCCGAUUAUUAAUAUUGGAAAGUGCGCCUGAGCAUUUGCGUAAAGCUUUGCGCAACCGUUGUCGAUUGUCCAAAUCGUUCUCGGGCGUUUCGUCAACCAAACAAGAGGCUGCGAUAGCAAGAUGCAGAGAGCAGGCGCCGACGUCUGAAGGUGACAUGAACCUGAGGAUUAACAAGUACAGCAGGCGUACCUUGAACAAGAAGUGGAGAUAGCAACUGAAGACCAUCGUGGCUUUGAACUCGCAACUUUCGUAGUUUAGUCUAUGUAAAGAAGGAAGGAGUUUGAUUCUAAAUAAGUCAUUACUUUGGAAUAAUAUUAUAGUUCUGAAGAAAAAAGUUACAUAAAACAAAGCAAAAUGGCUACUUUAAUCAAAAGCAAAAUUUCCAAUAAACUGUCCAAUGCCGCAACCACGGUGUCGAACAAAUCUCAGGCGAAGGUGAGCGGGAUGUUCGCGAGGAUGGGCUUCCAGGCCGCUACCAACGAAGAGGCGGUGGGCUUCGCCGCGUGCGAUGAUCUGGACUACGAUCACCGGCAAGGGAUGCAAAUGGACAUCAUGACCAAUGAUGAGAUGGGUGAGGGGAGCGGGGAGAUGGGUUUAGAUGGAGUGGAUGGGGACACCCGAUACCAGAGAGAUGGCACUGGACCCCCACCUUCAGCAUCUAAAGAUGGUGAUCUUUGUAAGGAGUUAGCAGACGAUAGACCAAAAAUCACCGUUUGGGAGGCAGGAUGGAACGUCACAAAUGCAAUCCAGGGGAUGUUUGUUCUCGGUUUACCGUACGCUAUUCUGCACGGGGGGUACCUUGGACUGUUUCUCAUCAUUUUCGCCGCUGUGGUGUGUUGUUACACCGGGAAAAUCCUCAUCGCUUGCCUGUACGAGGAAAACGAAGACGGCCAGCUCGUGCGCGUGAGAGACUCAUACGUGGACAUUGCCAACGCCUGUUGUGCGCCAAGAUUUCCAGCACUAGGCGGUCAUAUUGUGAAUGUAGCCCAAAUCAUAGAGCUCGUGAUGACCUGUAUCCUUUACGUUGUUGUUAGUGGUAACCUCAUGUACAACAGCUUCCCAAACAUGCCGAUCUCACAGAAGUCUUGGGCCAUCAUGGCCACCGCUGCCCUGCUACCCUGCGCCUUCCUCAAGAACCUGAAAGCAGUGUCUAAAUUCAGCUUGCUCUGCACAAUGGCCCAUUUUGUCAUUAACAUCCUCGUAAUAGCCUACUGCCUUUCUAGAGCAAGAGAUUGGGCUUGGGACAAAGUCAAGUUUUACAUCGACGUCAAGAAGUUCCCCAUUUCUAUCGGUAUCAUCGUGUUCAGCUACACGUCUCAGAUCUUCUUGCCCUCUCUGGAGGGAAACAUGAAUAAACCCAGCGAGUUCCACUGCAUGAUGAACUGGACCCACAUCUCCGCGUGCAUCCUCAAAGGCCUGUUCGCUCUCGUGGCUUACCUGACCUGGGCAGACGCAACCAAGGAGGUCAUCACUGACAACCUACCGUCCACCAUCCGAGCUGUCGUAAAUAUUUUCUUAGUGGCCAAAGCUUUGCUGUCAUACCCUUUGCCAUUCUUUGCUGCAGUCGAGGUGCUGGAGAAGUCUUUUUUCCAGGAUGGUGGACGCGCGGUUUUCCCCGAUUGCUACGGCGGCGAUGGACGCCUGAAAUCAUGGGGCCUCAGCUUGCGCUGUGGCCUCGUGGUUUUCACUCUGCUGAUGGCGAUUUAUGUGCCGCAUUUUGCCCUUCUCAUGGGUCUCACGGGCAGCCUGACGGGCGCGGGGCUGUGUUUCCUCCUCCCCAGCCUCUUCCACCUCCGGCUCUUAUGGAGAAAGCUGCUUUGGCACCACGUGUUCUUUGAUGUCGCCAUAUUUGUAAUAGGAGGAAUAUGCAGCAUAUCCGGUUUCAUUCAUUCCAUGGAGGGGCUUAUAGAGGCCUAUAAGUAUAACAUACAUGAUUAGACGCUCUAAACGUCUGCCGGAAAUAGAUGUUACUGCACACCCUUAUAGUGAUUAAUUCAACCCCAAUGAGCUCAGCUCCCAUGCUUACAGAAUCCAUACGUAAUAAAUGGCGCGCGCACCGAACGCAGCAUACAUUCGCGCGCUCACUCUUGCACACACGCACACACACACACACACACACACACACACACACAUACACACACACACACACACACACACACACACACACACACGAGAGAAAGAGCUAGAGAGUGUCUUACACAAGAUGGACUAUUCAAGAUGUGCACGCACGCAUAUGACAACUAAUUGCAUUUUCCAUAUUUUUCUGUGGAGUGAAGGUUUACAACAUAGAUCGACCUUAAAUUAAAUUGCAAAAUGCGCAAUUUAUCUGUUCAUCGCUCUUGUGGGAGUCAUUUCAUUUGACAUUCAAGUUUGUGAUUUUGGACAACAAUUCGACGGUAUAAUGUGAUGAAAUCGUAAAUAAGAUAUUUAUUUGAUGCCACUUUCUUCUUCUCGAUGAUUUGCAACAUUUUAACGGGCAAUGAAUGUGAUGGUUAACACAUAAUUUUAUUGUGGACUACAAUAAUGGCAACUAACAUGAUGGCAAUAAACAACAGGAGAACAUAAUGUAUUUGUGAAAGGGACAAGCGUCAAAAAUGUAGACGUUUAUUAGCCGAUUGUCUAACAAAAGACCUUGGACCAGAUAUGAACAACCCACCCAAGCAUUAAUUAGGAUUGGAUGCAAAUAUGAUGGUAUAAUUAUAAAAAAAUACAAAAACUAUGCAUUGAAUGUAAUAUAUCCAGACACAAUAAAUACACAACCUCUAAAUGGUAGGUGCAGAGAAAAAUCACGAGCUGCUGCUCUUGAACCAAACACAGUUUGACCGAUAGUAGGAUUUUUGAGACGGCGUCCUUAACACGAGGUGACACGUCGCAAACCUUAAUAAUCCUUUUCCCAGUAAAUAGGGAUUUGGAAAUAUUGCCUCAUCAACAGAUGCUCAGCAUCACUUAACUCUGCCGCAUUCAAUUGAAGCCUUUCUUCAAAAUGAGUUCCGUAUUUAAGCAUUUGAUCUGAAGUCUUCUAAAUUGGCAUUGAUUUAAUGAUGAUUCAAUGUCGGGAAUUCUACUGUUUGAAACAUAAGAUAAUAAGAGAUCAUUAAAGAAGAAAAUGUGCAUAAAGAACAUUCUUAGCAUUCUGUGCAUUCCAACGGGUUCUGUGGAAAUGUUAAAACCGUAUGUGUAGUGUUAUUGUGGUUUCAAAAAGAUGGAAUGUAUAUCUCAAAAAUCGUUAUCAUAUAUCGUGAAAAUGAAUAUUAAAGAAUAAAGAAAUAAGUGAAAUUA